UUUUGAUCUAUGCGUUAUAUAGGGAUAUUUAUAAAUUUUCUGAACUAUCAUUUAUUUUACGCCAUCUUAAAUAUGCCUUUCUGAUUCCUUUUCGUUAGCUAUACACGUGAUAAUUCACUAUGUCGUCUCAUUUAAAUUGGAUGAUUAUCCGUAACAAUAAUGCGUUCCUCUUAAAAAAACGCAAUAUUAACAAACCAUUUUCAACGGAAUCUAACAAUUUGACCAAUUUGAGUAGCUACCGUUAUUCUGGUUUGAUUCAUAGAAAAAGUGUUGGUAUUGUUGAUACAUCUGAUAAGAAAGGAUUUACAGUAGUUUAUAAAAAAGCUAAAGCUAUGAAUAAGCCUGCAAAAGCUACAGUUCGAUGCACAAUGAAAGCUGGAGCUCGUCGUUCUUUAUAUAAAUUAAAAAGAUUGCUUACAAAAAAUAAAUAUCGUGUAGAUCUUACUAAGGUUGCAUUACGUCGUGCUAGUGCUGUGUUGCGCUCCCAAAAGCCUUUACCUGCUAAGAAGACUCGAACAACAAAAAAGGCUGAUUAAUUUGUAUAUUAAUAAAUAUACAUUUUAAUA
Apis dorsata (giant honeybee) is the source of this 566-nucleotide messenger RNA. RefSeq names its product 60S ribosomal protein L28 (gene RpL28). Gene Ontology annotation, molecular function: structural constituent of ribosome. Bases 120 to 536 code for a protein of 138 amino acids. Gene Ontology annotation, cellular component: cytosolic large ribosomal subunit; ribosome. The record is from RefSeq and is a predicted model, not a curated record. Lineage: Eukaryota; Metazoa; Arthropoda; Insecta; Hymenoptera; Apidae. Gene Ontology annotation, biological process: translation. The transcript has 4 exons.